Ambispora gerdemannii is the source of this 1004-nucleotide messenger RNA. Lineage: Eukaryota; Fungi; Glomeromycota; Glomeromycetes; Archaeosporales; Ambisporaceae. The record is from the annotation of a GenBank genome assembly.
AUGAGCACAUCUAAAUACCUUGGCUAUGACGUUCUUAUUUCCUACUUAAAUGAACGAGAAAAUCAGUCAUACCGUGGGUUCUUGGACCUCCACCGCAAUGUCAUUGUUGCUUCAUUAGUUUCAGAUGACUGGCAUGAUCUUGACAAUAAUUGGGCCGACCAUUUUUUGAGGGAAGCAGAGGUGCUGUUGGAUCGAAAGACUUUCGUGGCUUUGAAGGAGAAGAACUUAUUGGAAGGGGUAAUCGAGGAACGUGGAAGCAAUUCUGCGAAACGAAAAAGAGCUCAAUUUUCAGAAGGGAUUUCUUUAUCAGCAAUCAUUCGUAAUACGUUACCGAAUCUGGUAUACCUUCAGUUGCGACAUAAUAAAUCGAAAUCAAGUACCAUAUCUAUUGAACAACGGUUUCCCGAUGAGAUUGCAAAUUGGGUAGGGUUUAAAGAGGAAGUGCGAACGUGGCAGUCAGAGUGCGUGGAUAAGAAAUAUAAAAAACCGAUGUUUGGACCACGUACUAUUACUUGCGAAAAAGAUAUAUGGACGGCAUCAGAAAUAAACAUUCACGACAUCCUGACACCACUGGACAGAUCAAUUUGUUUUUUAGACGGUCGUGCUUUAGAAGGUACGGACGGACAACCGGAUUUUAUAGUGGUUGACGAAAAUUAUCAAAUAAUUGUGCCCUUUGAAUACAAAACACGAUGGGUUUUAAAGGUACCUUCGAAUAAGAACAUUGUCGCACUUUACCUUCGAGAGAAGGAAAUUAGAAAGGGGAAAUUUACAGGUUUCAAAGAUACCUCGAUUUAUGAUCCCAUAAAUCAAAUUUAUGGAUAUAUGUGCGCUAAUGAAUUACGGGGGGUAAAAGAAAACCAUGGGUGGUUGCAUGUGUCGGACGCAAUUACCAACACAUCGACGGAUCCUACAUUGCUUAAAUCUGUUGCCUAUAUAAUUUUUGUCGCCUCUAAUAACCGGUACUCGCCUUUCCUCGAAAAACCUGUGAUGGUUGCUGUUGAAGA